Lachancea lanzarotensis is the source of this 1050-nucleotide messenger RNA. Its product is annotated as LALA0S04e02542g1_1. The transcript has a single exon. The coding region runs from base 1 to 1050 and encodes 349 amino acids. NCBI's taxonomy places the organism in Eukaryota, Fungi, Ascomycota, Saccharomycetes, Saccharomycetales, Saccharomycetaceae. The record is from RefSeq and is a predicted model, not a curated record.
AUGUGUAAAUCUACUAAAAACCUUGACCAAGUAUCUACAUUUGAGAACGGCGGUAAAUGUUAUGCCAGAAUUCCCAAAAAAGACAUCAGAUCCGAAGGACCCUUUGAUUUGACAAAGUUGACAGCAACUGAUCGAUCCAAUUUUCAAGACAUUGUUACCAAGCUUGAAACUUAUGGUAUGUGCGUUGUUAAAGGCUAUUAUUCGGUCGAAGAGUGCGAGCAGAUGAAGAAGGAACUGGAGCCACUAUAUUACCGCGAUGAAGCUUGGAAUGGCUCGCCAUUUCCAAAACAGACAACAGUGGCACCUAGAUUAGCUCUGAAAUCUGCAACUUGUCGCGACAAAAUCGUGUGUGACAACUUGUAUUCGGACCUUUCCCACCAUUUUAUUAGUGAAUCAAAUCUAUUUUGGAUUGGUGAAGGUUUACGUCGCGGUCAGGCGGGUUUCCACUUGGCUUCUGGAAUUGCUUACAGAGUGGGGCCAGGGGCAUGUAACCAGAUGUACCAUCGCGAGGAUAUGGUUCAUCACAAUGUGCAUCCAAUAAGAGAUGCGUAUCAUUACGGCGACGACUCACAUAUGGGCAUGGCUGUUGCUUUGACUAAAAUGAAUAAAGCAAAUGGAGCCACCAGGGCCAUAGUCGGGUCGCACCUGUGGGGACCGCUUGACGGGCCUGGAGAUUUUGACAAGAACAUGGAGAUUCAUUUGGAAAUGGAUGAAGGUGAUGUCAUGUUCAUGCUCGGUAGCGUGUACCACGCUGCAAGUGCCAACGACAGUGACAGCGAGCGCAUUGCAGCGUUUUUCUUUAUGAUCAAAAGCUACCUAAGACAAGAGGAGAACUACCACAUUGACCAAGACAUGGCGAGUUUAAAAAAUAUGUCUUUAAAAGCUCUGACGCUGUUGGGAUUGCACAUUAGUGAGCCUUUCUGCGGACACAUUGACUACAAGAGUCCGGCGCUCCUAAUCAAUCCCGCACUCGAGGAUGUCGAGGGUAAGGGCAAAGCGAAAUACUCACAGGUCUUAUAUCCAGUUUUUGAGGAUUCAGAGAGAGCUUAA